UCGCGGUUCACGGAAAACAAAACACCGAAGAAGUCGCGAGCGUUUUUAAAAAAAUAAAUCCCCUUAACCUAUUGGAUUUAUGUUGGAUUAUUUCGUCAUAUUGUGUUCCUCCGUCGGUUCUUAUCCUAAGAGCAGAUUUCAUCCCAAAUAUUUGUUUCAACGCAGUUAAUUUACGCUGAAUCCUUCGGGACGCUUUGAUUUCCCAGCUUUCUAAUGAACCUGAACGCAUCUGAAGAGAAGCAAGCUCACUAGUUAGCUUUUUUAGCAACUGCGUAAAGAUGCAACUGGCUCUAAGUAAAACAUUCGGCCAGAAGCCGGUGAAGUUUCAAUUAGAAGAGGAUGGCGACUUUUACAUGGUCGGAUCGGAGGUUGGAAACUAUCUGCGUAUGUUCAGAGGAUCUCUGUAUAAAAGAUAUCCGUCUUUGUGGAGGAGGUUGGCGUCGGUGGAGGAGAGGAAGAAAAUCGUCGCUUCGUCUCACGCCACCAGCGUGACUCUGCUGAAGGCGUCUGAAUGUGAAGAGAUCUUCGAGGGAAACGAUGAGAAGUACAAGGCGGUGUCCAUCAGCACAGAGCCGCCGGCUUACCUCAGGGAGCAGAAAGCAAAGCGGAGCAGUCAGUGGGUCCCUACGCUGCCCAACAGCUCCCACCACCUCGACGCUGUGCCUUGUUCCACCACCAUCAACCGCAACAGGAUGGGCCGGGACAAGAAGAGGACGUUCCCCCUGUGCUUCGACGACCACGACCCCGCAGUGAUCCACGAGAACGCAGCGCAGGUGGAGUCUCUGGUCCCCAUUCGUCUGGACAUGGAGAUCGACGGACAGAAGCUGAGAGACGCUUUCACGUGGAACAUGAACGAGAAACUGAUGACCCCCGAGAUGUUUGCAGAGAUUCUGUGUGAUGAUCUGGACCUGAAUCCUCUGGCCUUCGUCCCCGCCAUCGCCUCCGCCAUCCGUCAACAGAUUGAGUCGUAUCCUACGGACAGCAUAAUGGAGGAGCAGGCGGACCAGAGGGUCAUCAUCAAGCUGAACAUCCACGUGGGGAACAUCUCUCUGGUGGAUCAGUUCGAGUGGGACAUGUCGGAGCGGGAGAACUCGCCCGAGUCGUUUGCUCUGAAGCUGUGCUCGGAGCUCGGUCUGGGAGGAGAGUUCGUCACCACGAUCGCCUACAGCAUCCGCGGUCAGCUCAGCUGGCACCAGAGGACCUACGCCUUCAGUGAGAACCCCCUCCCCACAGUCGAGAUUGCCAUCCGUAACACAGGAGAUGCAGACCAGUGGUGCCCCCUGCUGGAGACCCUCACAGAUGCAGAGAUGGAGAAGAAGAUCCGAGACCAGGACAGGAACACGAGGCGUAUGAGGCGGUUGGCGAACACGGCUCCGUCCUGGUAGUCAUGACGCUGCAUCACGUGACGUUUCCUCCGGAGACUCCUGCUACUGGAAGGACGAAGUAAACACACACAGAGUUACUCACACACACAGAACAUCAUGGUAGCACCUGGACGUCCCUGGAAACAUGAAUGAAUGAACACACACACACACACACACACACACCUGGCAUUCCUCUGCACAAAGCUCACCACGCUUCACUGCCUUUAGCACAGCACUAACAGCUGUUAGCUGGGGUUUGUACUGAAGGAGGUUUAGGUCUGUUACCCACACACACACACACACACACACACACACACACACAUACACGCAGACACACACACACACACACACACACACAUCAUGUUACAUUCAUCACGUGCGUCAGGUCAGUACUCCUCUGGUUGGUACUUUUUAAUCUGUAGUCUAAAUAACUGAACUGUCUGUGACUGAGGAGGAUGUAAACUCUCGAUCCACAUCUCUUUAUACCACCGAGGUUUACGGGUUGAACUGUUUGUACAGAAAGGAGACUCACAGCUGCUUCUCUGAGACUCACCUGAGCUAAAUGUUAGGAUGUUGUAGUGAUAGGAACGACGCCUGUUCUGUCCACGCUUCAGAUCACGAAUCUGACUCAGCAGCUGUUAUCACAAGGACAGAGCAGACGGAGCGUGCACUCUGACACUUUGAAAGAUGUAAGCUUUGUGUGUGUGUCCGAGUUAAACUGAUGCACGUUUUCAACAUCUGGCUUCAACACGUCUUCAUCCAUCCUGACUUUGUUCAGACUGCAGUCAGGUCAGAGCUGAGAGGAAAGGUAGCAGCUCAUGUCUGACUCCUUUUAUAAUCCUUGCAGCAUUAAUUCACUAAAUACUCAGAGAAUGAAUCUUAUAUCUAUGUCUGUCAUGGCCUGUUAAAGGUCUGUUCAUGAAUUGAUUCAGUCUGGAUGACUUACCUGUCCACCUCUGUGCCCUCACAGUUUAAUAAAGACAGCACAGAGUCCGUUAACGUUUUGCUCUCAGAGUCUCAGCGCAGAACUCAACUGUGCACCCCCUCCUCCGUGUUUCACCCUCACUCUGCUCUGACAGCUGAGGAUCUGCAGAAACCCGCUCUGCAUCAGUUUGUAAACCACCUCUGAACGAGGCGAGGAUCUGAAACAUCAAAAAUCACAUUUCAUUUAAUGUCUAACUUUGGAAAGAACGUGUGGUGUGCAAAAUCCACACAAGGCUUCACUUAAAGAGAAAGUACAGUAUUUAUAAGUCUGGUUGUAGGCCUGGCUCUGUUCUGGGUCUCUGGCCAAGCUGAUCGGGAUCCUUUGUGCCUCGUACAACCACACUUCCAAAAAAAAACUAUCCCUUUUAAAGACUCUGAGAAAAGAUCCCUGCUUGGACGUAUAGCUCAGUAAUCUUUUGCAUCUUCUGUCUUUUACUCCUCCAAAAAAUUGACCCUGGAUUGGUGGAAAAACUGGAUUUGGUUUUGCAGUCUGAACAAAACUGUGGAUGCAUUAACGCCAACAUGAAGCCACUCAAUAUGAACAUGGUUUAAACGUCCAAGAGACAAAGACCUCUCUAGUUUUUCCUCUGUAUUUGAGGAGGGGUUCGGAGAAGAGGAAAGCUAAGAGAAGGUUUCUGAUCCUCUAAACGAUCCGUCAAACAUCAUGAAGAUCAUUCUUUGUUUCAUUGAAAGUCCAAAAAGGUCAAAAUCUUUCUGUUACAGCAUCUCACACACACCAGGAUUAGCUGGCCAGACUUCUGAAUGUCCCUAUUUACCAUUCAAAAACAUGAUCUGUUACACUCAAACCCAUCAAAAGUAUAAAUAGGAGUUAAAAACUGUUCCAACUGUGUUGAUGAAAGAAAAGGACCAAAAAUAAUAAUAAGCUGAAUAUUAUCUGCUGUGAGAAUGAUCAUAAAGAUGCAGUACUCUCACAAAUGUUGUAAUGAAUGUAAAUGAGAAACAUUUGUGUUGAGGAGGAUGUUCCCUUUUUAUCAGAGCGUGUGCAUGUAAAGUAAUCUGCAGUAACGCUCAGACACAGCCGCGUGUUUGCAGACUCAGAGUGUCGGUGUUAGCAGACAGACUCUGACUCGGUGUCCCUGCAUGCUCAAACUAACUGUAGGUAGUCCAAACUCUUCUGUGCAUGAUGGACGACGCUCCUGAUGUUACGUCUGUCCGAGUGUCAGCGCUGACGAGAACCAAUGGUGUCUUUAAAAGUGACGACUUUUCAACUUGAACUUACUCUGAGAAUGAUGUUAACGUUUGUUGUUCUCUUCUUUUGUAAAAUUACUUUACCUUUAUAGUCGACUCGUUUUUAUAUGGAAAAUAUCAAUAAAGGAAACUUGAUGGAA
This is a messenger RNA of Notolabrus celidotus (New Zealand spotty), 3697 nucleotides long. Its product is annotated as SWI/SNF-related matrix-associated actin-dependent regulator of chromatin subfamily B member 1-like. Gene Ontology annotation, biological process: chromatin remodeling; regulation of transcription by RNA polymerase II. The transcript is spliced from 9 exons. Gene Ontology annotation, cellular component: nuclear chromosome; nucleus. Gene Ontology annotation, molecular function: transcription coregulator activity. NCBI's taxonomy places the organism in Eukaryota, Metazoa, Chordata, Actinopteri, Labriformes, Labridae. Bases 279 to 1385 code for a protein of 368 amino acids. The record is from RefSeq and is a predicted model, not a curated record.